AUGGCAGGCCUUGUCGACUUCACCCAGCCAACGCUGUACCUCUCAGCCGCUACAAUCCUCUUCAACCCAACUUUCUGGAACUUCGUAGCGAGGACGGAGUAUCACAACAAGACUCUGACGAAGCUCGCGGGCGGCAAUGCUCUCUACGGCUGUUACGGCCUGGCUGUCACCAUCUUCCUCCUAGGCCUCAUCCGCGAUGCCGUAUACGAGCGAGCUCUCCGCCAGCAACCUAGUCAUCCUGCAAUGCUAGGUUUCGUCCCUCAAGCUCUAGCCGUGGGCUUAGUUGCGAGCGGGAACGUGCUGGUGUUGAGUAGUAUGUGGGCUCUUGGUAUCACGGGCACGUAUCUGGGAGACUACUUUGGUAUUCUCAUGGAUGAGAUGGUCACGGGGUUCCCAUUCAAUGUCACCGAUGCACCGAUGUAUUGGGGUAGUACGCUGAGCUUUCUGGGUACGGCGUUGUGGUAUGGCAAACCGGCUGGUGUGCUGUUGACUGUGCUGGUUUACACGGCUUAUAGGAUCGCACUUACAUUCGAGGAUCCAUUUACGGCGGAGAUUUAUGCGAAGAGGGAGAGGGAGAGGAGGGAUGCGCCCAAGAAGAAGGCGUAG
Recurvomyces mirabilis is the source of this 606-nucleotide messenger RNA. It is a transcript of the gene OPI3, whose product is annotated as Phosphatidyl-N-methylethanolamine N-methyltransferase. Bases 1 to 606 code for a protein of 201 amino acids. Gene Ontology annotation, biological process: phosphatidylcholine biosynthetic process. Gene Ontology annotation, molecular function: S-adenosylmethionine-dependent methyltransferase activity. The transcript is spliced from 2 exons. NCBI's taxonomy places the organism in Eukaryota, Fungi, Ascomycota, Dothideomycetes, Mycosphaerellales, Teratosphaeriaceae. The record is from RefSeq and is a predicted model, not a curated record.